AUGAUGGUGAUGAUGGUGAUCAUGAUAAUGGUGAUUACUGCGAUAGUGAUGGUGGUGAUUAAGAUGAUGAUAGUGGUGAUGGUGGUGCGGAUUGUGGUGGUGAUAGUGAUGGUGGUGAUUGCAAUGAUGGUGGUGGUUUUGGUGCUGAUUGGAGCACAGGGCGUGAGUCUUUGGAAAGUUGCUGAAGUGGCCGCGGCUGAGCGCGAGGAGCUGCCCGGGGUUCUGAGAUUCGCUCGCGCGAACAACGAGGAUCUGUCCGUGGUGCUGAAUCGACACAGCGCGAGACAGAUCUCCACCGCGACGCUUUACAUCCUUUCCAGGACGCUUUGCAUUUUCCGGAGGACAUUACACGACGAGACUCAAAGGAUCCGCUUCAGUCCAGCGGUCAUGCCUGGGAGAAGUGCACAACGGUCCCACGCGCUCAUUCUCGCGCUCAUCAUCGCCGCUUCUCUGAUGAGCUCGCGAGGCCAAGACAAUGGCAUUGGACCAAGCGAUGAAGGAGGAGAAUCAAAAUUGGAACAAGAGCUCAACCCCAUCACCAGCAAACAGGACUCCAUGAGGGAGCUCCACGAGAUUGCAACAGUGCUUCCACCAAGCUUCAACCACCAACCCAACCUGAAAGGCCUUCUCCUCCAUGAGGCUCUGCUCACUAAGAGCUUUGAAGGAGACCAGCAGUUCUUCAGAGAUGGUGGUCAUAUGGAGGCUCAUCCAACCUCCCCAAGACCAUCUUACAUAGAACCUGGAGAUCCACUUGGAUCAACUCAUGUGGUUCCUCAUGAAGAUGCACCAGCUUUCUCUGACAUCGCUACCACAGUCAUGACAACAGCCAGUCCUACUAGUCCUGGGAAGCUAGUCUCCAUAGGCCAAAAUAGGCCAAGCAAGAGAAGGCAAGGCAAGGUGGAGGUCUUGGGUGGUCAAGUGGAUACGGCUACUAGUCCAUCAAGAAUUGGACAACAAAGAGCUUCACCAAAGGCUGAAAAGUAUCCCAGGGUGGAUUUCACAAAAAAAGAACGUCGGCCAUCAGGGAAGAGCAUUAUGGGUAAUCCCACAGACAUGGAUGGAGAUACAACCAUAACAAGCAUCAUUCACACCACAACGGUAAUCAGCACUAUGAGAGAACAAGGUCAGUGCAGCAUGAACUUGACAGAUGCUGAGGGCUACAUCGAGAUGCCGCCAAGCUCAGAUUCAUUCGACUCCACUAUGGAUUGCACCUACUUUGUGACGGUCUAUCUUGGAUAUGGGGUCGAAAUUCAGGUGCUGAACGUGACGCUGGUGGAAGGCGAGAACGUGGUGCUGGAAGACCUAGGUGGCCUUGAGCCCUCCAUCCUGGCCAACAAGUCAGGGCUGACAAAAGGGCUAGUGGUGAAAAGCUCCAGUAAUCAGAUCUCCAUCCAUUUUACCAGUGAGAAGCAGCCGAGGCCAGGUUCCCUGCUGCUGCGCUAUAGAGCCUUUGUUUUGAGCUGUGCUUUCCCACAAGCCCUGGCUAAUGGCGAGGUGUCUGUGAGCAGCCUCCAUGUAGGAGGGGAGGCCUAUUUCUUCUGCCUAACAGGAUACCAGCUUCAUGGCGUGUCCUCUCUGACAUGCCGCAACGCCACUAUGCCAUACUGGAGUGGCAAAGAGCCCAAGUGUGUAGCCUCUUGUGGAGGGAUGCUUAAAAAUGCCACUCUGGGCCGCAUCAUCUCUCCUGGGUUUCCGAGCAACUACAGCAACAACCUCACAUGUCACUGGGUGCUGGAGGCCCCCGAGGGCCACAGGCUGCAUGUGCACUUUGAGAAAGUCGCUCUGGCUGAGGACGAUGACAGGCUGCUGAUCAAGAAUGGGAACAACAUCGACUCGCCUCCUGUGUACGACUCUUAUGAGGUGGAAUAUCUUCCCAACGAGGGGGUAGUGAGCACAGGGAGGCAUCUGUUUAUCGAGUUCACCACUGACGAGACGGGUACCUGCACUGGUGCUGCCAUACGAUAUGAAGCUUUUGCCCAGGGCACGUGCUACAAGCCGUUCGUGAAGUACGGCAACUUCUCCAGCAGUGACAUGUCGUUCGGAGUGGGCACUGUGGUGGAGUUCUCCUGUGAGCCAGGCUACACGCUAGAGCAGGGCUCCGUCACUAUCGAGUGUGUGGACCCCGAAAACCCACAGUGGAAUGAGACGGAGCCAGCCUGCCGUGCUGUGUGCAGCGGGGAGAUCACAGAUUCAGCAGGAGUGGUGCUCUCGCCGAACUGGCCUGAAGCCUAUGACAAAGGGCAGGACUGCAUCUGGGGCAUCCACGUGGAGGAGGACAAGAGGAUCCUGCUGGAUGUCCAAGUCCUUCAUCUUGGUAAGAAUGACAUACUGACGUUUUACGAUGGCGAUGACCUCACGGCCAACAUCCUGGGCCAAUACAGUGGCACUCUACCCAGAUUCAAACUCUACACCUCCAUGGCGGACGUGACCAUCCAGUUCCAGUCCGAUCCGGCCACCAACAUCUACGGCUACAACAAUGGCUUUGUGGUGCAUUUCUUUGAGGUGGCCCGCAAUGACACGUGCUCAGAAUUACCAGAGAUCACAAACGGCUGGAAGAGCACUUCCCAUCCGGACCUGAUCCACGGAACAGUGGUGACCUACCAGUGCUACCCAGGUUUCCAGGUGGUCGGAUCUGAGAUCCUCAUGUGCCAGUGGGAUCUGACGUGGAGCGGAGACGUGCCCAACUGUGAGAAAGUGAUGAUGUGUCAGGACCCAGGAUCUAUAGAACAUGGACGCAGGCUGAUGACCGGUUCACGUUUCACAGUGGGCUCCACUGUGCAGUACAUGUGUAAUAAAGGCUACACACUCUCAGGCCCAGGCCUGCUCACCUGCUACAGCCGCGACACGGCCGAGCCCAAGUGGAGCGAGAAGAUGCCCAAGUGUGUCCCUGAAAGGUACGAACCUUGUGGUAACCCUGGAGCUCCUUCCACUGCCAUCCAGAGCUCAGAGAAAGCCUUCUUCCAGGCUGGAGAGACGCUGAGCUUCACGUGCCGCCCGGGAUACGAGCUGCACGGCGAAGCCACCAUCCGCUGCCUCCCGGGACAUCCGUCUGAGUGGAGCAGAGCGCCGCCUGCAUGCCGGGCCUCUGCAAGAGAUGGUAAUGAGCGCAGAUUGGACAUAAUCAGCACUGAUUUUGGUACUGAGGGCACAGACACUGCCAUCGCAGUCAUGCUUCCUGCUGCAGUGGUGUUACUGGUCAUCCUGGGCAUUUUCUUUUACUUCUCCAAAGUCCAGGGAAAGACCAUGCGCCUCCCCAGCUCCUCCUCACUUCCCUACAACAACAUGACGGAGGAAUCGGCAUUCGACAACCCCGUCUACGAGACCGGAGUAAGUAUGGACUCCCUGAACCUGAGAGACGUGGACUCCCAGAACACCGUCGUCCUGUCCUGACUGCUCAGCUUCAUCUGUCCCGUCAUCGCAUCACCAGCAGACAGCAGCAUUCGCACCACUUCCAUUUUCACCCGACAUCACUGACUCUGACUUUCUGCUUCUGAAAUCUGGUAUUAAGCAACAUGCUCCAGCGUUAAUUAGAGAUACAGAUGCAGGAGUUGGAAAGAAAAUCUAAAAUGCACGUCACUUUCGAAACACGUGUCCAUCAUCUGGUGGCAGAAAUCCAAGGACGUAACAAGGGCGUCUAACUAACUAAAGCUUAAUGUAACGCUGUACAUUAAGGUCUUUCAACUAUCAUUAUUUACUGGACAAACCACAAACUUCUGCAUUAAUAAGUAAAUAAACAUGUACUAAUUGACACUUGUUUAAAUGUUACUGAAAUAUACUUUUAUUGAUAAAUGUUUAUUCAGAUCAUGACUAAAUAUAUGGCCAGAUAAAAGAGUAAAACUGAAUUACAAACAUGUUGCUAAAUUUUGAUAAAUUCCUGAUAUCAGAACUUCUGAACUUGUUCUCAUAAGAGAAUUUAUUUUACUCAUUGAUUGUAUGAAUACUGGUGUUGAUUAAUGGCUUAUUUGGUUCAUUAUUUAAAAAAACACUCAUACAAGUGUUAGUUACUUACUAGUACUGUUAAUGUCACUUGUAUUAACGGUGUAUUAACGAAGUUCAUGGUUUGUUCGUGUUACGUAAUGUGCUGAAAAAUGUCAGUUAAGGGACCUUAAUCGAAAGCAUUACCGUUAGACCAAACGGUAGAUUUAUUCUGGUGAAAUUCACAAGUUCUUGUUUGAAGUGCUCAUUGGGAACCUUAAUGAGCCCGUUACAUGGAACAUACAUACCUGUACGAAAAGGCUCUGAGCACUGAUUGGUGUGUAAAAGAUCAGACAGAUCCUGUGUGGCGUAAUGAAGACAGCUGGACUCAUUGCAGUAAGGAUUUAUCAUCAGACCUUGUAUUAAUGUGAAGAUCAGAGCUGAGAAGCAAAUACGCCAUGAAGUGUGAUGUACGAUGAGUCAAAUAAAAACCUUAAAAGUGUGACAUAAAUUGGAAUUGAAACAAAGUUUUUUCUAGAAGAAUGCAGACACUCACUGAGCACUUGCCCUGAACGAAAUUAUGACAUUAUGUAGAAACAUGGUAACAUUUCCGAUAAAAAAAGCCAAGUAAAAGAUUAGGUUUAAAAAAGGGUUUCAUUUGACUCAUCCUCUUAUGCAUAGUGUACAGGUAUGUGUUCACUGUUUAACCACAUCCAUUCCAUUCCCUACAUCCUGACUAUCAUUGUUGUGUAUCCAUUUCACACCACUGGGAAUGAGAUUGCUUCAAUUACUGCUUUCAUUUCCAUUCAUUUCGGGUGGUUCUCAUCAUUGGAAUGAUGUGAUCUGUAUAUUAAAACAGUGUGAGCCCUGUUUCAGACAUGACGCAGAAGCAGAACUGAUUCAUAAUGCUCAUGUUCGGAAGGAUUACAACGUGGUGGGGUGUGCUGUUGUAGAAAAUAAUUUGUAGAAAAUCAAUUACAGGGUGGUGUGAUGCGACCCGAAGUAUUUUAUUCCUCUUAUACCACAGCAAUUUACCAAAAAUUGUAUUAUUUUUUUUAUUUAUUAAUGAGCAACAUAUUGUACUUUGUAUCCGUUUAUAGUUACGUUUGACGCUGUGUAACGUAUGCAAAACAAGUUAUGUUACUUCGCUUACGUUAUACUGGAUAUAAACAGUCGUUCCCUCACUCUUUUUUCUCACUCUUGAAUUUAAUUAGACAAAACAGUUAAAGAGAAAGCAGAAAGCCCUCUAUCCACCUCUGUCAUUUUUUUUACUUCCAGAACAAUGUACAAAUGAGUCAGAAUCUAAGGUCAUGCUGAGAAAGUGGGAGUUAAUAACCCAGUACACUUAAACCAUAAAAGAAGAGAUAUACUGUGGAGAAAAGUUAGCUUCUGAACUUCAUGGCUGUGUCUCAUGAGCUAUGAGAACUGCUGAGGAGUUCUCAUGAUGUCUUUUACUCUCUACAUCUACAUGCUCCUCUCAUUGGCCGUAUGCGCAUCCUGCUCCUACACCACCCUUCCCAUCAGCCCCGGCUGGCCUUCCAUGAUAACUAACGGCUGUGUGUGUGUGACUGUGGCUGCACCAUCAGAAGAGCAACAAGGAGACCAGACAAUAUGAGGUGGCUGUUUAGAGACUGUUCAGCACCGUUCUCCACAUCUCCUCUCUCCUCUCCGAAAGCUCUUCCCCUUUUCCUGUUCCUCCUCACCCUUCUCCGCUCCGUCCUCCCGCUGAGCUCUUGUACAGUCUAUUUUUCUCCAGAUGAUGCUGGAAAGAUGGUGGACAAUACAAUGUUAUUUUUGUAGCGCUUCAGCAAAAAUGACCCAUCUUUUUUUUCAGUGAGCUGUGAAUAUGUGCAUAUUAAGACAAUGACGAACAAUAACAGGGUGCUUUUGAGAAGUCUCCAGUGUCCGCAAGAUGGGACACGUAAGAUUUAGACUCCAGGAUGAAUGAGUGCUCAGUGUUAUUUAUGUUAAUAUGCCUGUGUUAAUAAUGCCAUUACUUGGUCUAUUUACUACAUCGGCGCUGUUGAAUGUCUGCAUGGGGGUUUUCUUUCCUAAACACUUUGUAAAUAAAGUGAAUAUUCAAAAACCAA
Pangasianodon hypophthalmus (striped catfish) is the source of this 6005-nucleotide messenger RNA. RefSeq names its product seizure related 6 homolog a (gene sez6a). Gene Ontology annotation, biological process: regulation of dendrite development; synapse maturation. The record is from RefSeq and is a predicted model, not a curated record. Gene Ontology annotation, cellular component: dendritic spine; neuronal cell body; dendritic shaft. The transcript is spliced from 19 exons. Lineage: Eukaryota; Metazoa; Chordata; Actinopteri; Siluriformes; Pangasiidae. Bases 1 to 3390 code for a protein of 1129 amino acids.